GAUCAUUCAGAUCUAUCUAUCUUUCACCUUCAUACCCGUUAACGUUCAAUCGCAACGCUUCAUCAAUGGCAGGAAGAGGCAAAACCCUAGGCUCCGGAGCCGCAAAGAAGGCCACAUCACGUAGCAGCAAAGCCGGUCUUCAGUUUCCGGUCGGUCGUAUCGCCCGGUUUUUGAAAGCCGGUAAGUACGCCGAGCGUGUUGGUGCCGGUGCUCCGGUCUACCUAGCUGCCGUACUUGAAUAUCUUGCCGCUGAGGUGCUUGAAUUGGCGGGAAACGCAGCGAGAGAUAACAAGAAGACUAGAAUUGUACCAAGACACAUCCAAUUGGCGGUGAGAAACGAUGAGGAGUUGAGUAAGCUUCUUGGUGACGUCACCAUUGCUAAUGGUGGUGUGAUGCCCAACAUUCAUAACCUUUUGCUCCCCAAGAAGGCUGCUGGGUCUUCAAAGACUUCUGCUGAUGAUGAGUAAACAAGUUUGGGAAUUGGGGGUUGUUGUUAUGGUUUUUUUGGGUGUUGAAGAUGUGGUUUAGUGGUUGUUGUUAGAGAUAGGGGUUUAAUUAGAUUAUUAUAUGUUAUAUACUGUUGAGUUUAAUGAAAAAAGGGUUCCUUGUUAAGUUCAA
Helianthus annuus (common sunflower) is the source of this 618-nucleotide messenger RNA. Its product is annotated as histone H2A.6. The record is from RefSeq and is a predicted model, not a curated record. The coding region runs from base 66 to 467 and encodes 133 amino acids. Gene Ontology annotation, cellular component: nucleosome. NCBI's taxonomy places the organism in Eukaryota, Viridiplantae, Streptophyta, Magnoliopsida, Asterales, Asteraceae. The transcript has 2 exons. Gene Ontology annotation, molecular function: DNA binding; structural constituent of chromatin; protein heterodimerization activity.